AUGUGGCCGGUUCACGGGUGCAUUCUCUUGCUCCUCAUCUCUGUCGGUACGGCCACCGUCCUUGAACACUGUUUACAGGCCGUGGACACUGCCUAUGGAUAUAUCACUUUUGCUGGAUCGCCGCCAAAGGAUGUCUGGCAUUUGCGCUGUCAAAACCCAUUGCGGGUCACCUCAAUUUACGCGGCCUCGGGGGUGUAUUGCAACCCAUCCGAAAAUGCCGCCGGCCAGGCCUGGCUGGCCUCGUCCUGCCAAGAGUUCGCCGGUCUCGAACUAAUUCCGCGGGAGCAACUAGCUACGAACCUAACGGACGAUGCCAUCCGUCAUAUGCGUGUUGUGGCAUACGGUGACAUCUUGAGGCGGGAGCCAGUGGAUUUCCCGGUCAUGCUCUCGUCGUCAUAUUUUGAUCGGGCUUUUCAGACCAUAGAUACGUGGGAAACCCAAGUUUGGUACAAUCAUGCAUUUGGCUUGGCUAUGUACGCGUUUUGGGGUUGGGUCCUCGCCUUGGGGAUCCUGCAUCGAUCACUUCAGUACACGAAACAAUCAUGUCGUGUCUGGGAAGACAGAGCGUCGUCUUCUUCGGCCGGCCUAUAUACCCGUUUCCACAAAGUAUAUAAUUGGGUACGGACUCAUCUAUUGACACCAUCGCCUCUCCCAUCUCGAGGCCGUCGGCUUUUCUGGUGGACAUUUCCUGCACGGAUACAAGCCCUGGUAGUUCUACUAUGUUGGGUUCUCAAUAUUGUUCUGUGUGCAAUUAUGUACAAGGCUUUCCCUGGUAAUCUCUAUUGGGCCGACAUCUCAAGCCAGCUUUUACGAUAUAUCGCUGAUCGCACUGGAAUCAUCUCAUUUGCGAAUAUCCCAUUGAUCUGGCUCUUUGCGGGCCGCAACAAUAUAUUUCUUUGGGCGACGGGUUGGAGCUUUGCAACCUUCAACCUGUUCCACCGACACGUCGCCUGGAUUGCAACCAUUCAGGCUGUCGUUCAUACUCUCCUUUACCUGGUUAUAUUUAUCCAAAAUGGCAAUACCUGGAAGAAGCUACAGAAACCAUAUUUGCUUUGGGGAACAUUUGGCAUGGUGGCGAUGCUGCUACUUUGGCCAACGGCGGUGGACUUUUGUAGACGCCGUACCUACGAGGCAUUUCUCAUUCUCCAUAUCCUGCUCUCAACUGUAGCCCUCGUCGGCUGUUUUUAUCACACAGUCAUUUUCGAAGGAAAUCAGUAUUGGGCUUAUCUCUGGCCAGCCGUGGGGAUCUGGGUGGUUGAUCGAUCCCUACGUCUAGUCCGGGUGAUUCACUGCAACUUCCAUGUCUAUUUUCAAUCCAGAAAAAAGCUCCGGGUAAGCGCCAGCACUGCCGUCUACGACGAAGCUGCCGAUGUGAUUCGACUGGAGAUUGUGCCGGGAUCCCCACUCCUUCGUCCACACCCAGGGCAAUAUUACUAUCUCUAUCAGCCUUUAAGGCUAAAGGGCUGGGAAAGUCACCCCUUCACUUUGGGGGCCUGGUCAUACACGGCUGAGCUUCCAACUGCAAUGGCCCAAGACGACCCGAUCAGGGGUGUAUCGCGGGUGCCUUUGUUGUCCGAUGCUGUCUCUCGUCAGUACCAGGAAGUAGUACAUUGCGAUGACCAACAAAAGGUCACGCUUAUCUUUUGGAUCCGGCCCUUUGACGGAUGGACGCGCCAUCUGCGGCAACAAUGUCUUCGUCGUCCCAACCGGACAACCGCCCCAGACAUCCUCCUGGAAGGUCCUUAUGGCCAUGAGUUCCCCCUUUGGAACCACGAAUCCGUUCUGUUUAUAGCAGGGGGAACCGGAAUUGCGGCUAUGGUACCUUAUAUCCAGGACCAUAUGGCACGUUCGUCGACCGACGCGAGCGCGACCUGUGUUCAAGAUUUGCACUUGGUCUGGACGGCACGCGAAGCGUCGUUCAUCCGCAACCUUGUAGCCCGUGAGCUAAGGCCCGCCCUCGCGCGUAAUGACUUUCACGCCUCCUUUUAUAGCACCUUAACGCCCAAGGACCAACGCUAUGGGGAGGUGGAUGACUCCGACUUUUGCCCGGGGGGCAAUCUAGCAGACAAGGACCUGGGGAUUAUUAGCGGGCGUCCCGACCUGCAGACCCAGAUUCUUACCCACGCACACGAAGCCCGUCUCAGUGAGUCGUCAGCGGUCGUCAUCGUCUGUGGUCCGCCCGCUAUGGCGGACGAGGCGCGCGCCGCGGUGCAUUUAGCCAUGCGGCAAGGGUAUCGCGACCUCCACUACGUGGAGGAAUCGUUCAACUGGUGAUAAGGGUUUCCCAAGGUGUAUACGGUAUUAGGUUCGCUCGAUGAGGAUCAUUCAUUCACGGAUUCGGCGUUGGUCAGAAGAGAGAAGCGAG
Aspergillus candidus is the source of this 2365-nucleotide messenger RNA. RefSeq names its product ferric reductase family protein. NCBI's taxonomy places the organism in Eukaryota, Fungi, Ascomycota, Eurotiomycetes, Eurotiales, Aspergillaceae. Gene Ontology annotation, biological process: intracellular iron ion homeostasis; copper ion import; iron ion transport. The record is from RefSeq and is a predicted model, not a curated record. Gene Ontology annotation, molecular function: ferric-chelate reductase activity. Gene Ontology annotation, cellular component: plasma membrane. The transcript is spliced from 7 exons. The coding region runs from base 1 to 2274 and encodes 757 amino acids.